AUGGACAGACAGACGUGGCCCUCGGCAAAGCCGCCAUCUGGAAGUCUAGCUUUCCAGGAAAGCGAACUGCUUAGGGGCCCGCGAGUCCCCCAACACUGUGUGUGCCAGGGACGGGACCCGUGGAGGCGGACGCUGAUUGGCAGCACCCACGGCUCUAUCCCCUCCGAUGACUACGCUCCAGGGAAGUUCUUCGCAAACAACUUGGGAGAGGGGCAGCGGGGCGCGAGAAGAGAACAGGCCGCCUGCGGCGUUGGCCUGGGGGCGGCGCUGGCCCUGCUGCUGCUGCUGCUGCCCGCCUGCCGCCCGGUGCGGGCGCAGAACGACACGGAGCCCAUCGUGCUGGAGGGCAAGUGCCUGGUGGUGUGCGACUCCAGCCCGUCGGCCGACGGCGCCGUCACCUCGUCCCUCGGCAUCUCCGUGCGCUCGGGCAGCGCCAAGGUGGCCUUCUCCGCCACGCGCAGCACCAACCACGAGCCGUCCGAGAUGAGCAACCGCACCAUGACCAUCUACUUCGACCAGGUCUUAGUCAAUAUUGGCAACCAUUUUGACCUUGCCUCCAGCAUAUUCGUAGCCCCCCGCAAAGGGAUCUAUAGCUUCAGCUUCCACGUGGUCAAAGUGUAUAACAGACAAACCAUCCAGGUCAGCUUGAUGCAGAAUGGCUACCCAGUCAUCUCGGCAUUUGCCGGGGAUCAGGACGUCACCCGGGAGGCAGCCAGCAAUGGCGUCCUGCUGCUCAUGGAGAGGGAGGACAAGGUGCAUCUCAAGCUGGAGCGGGGCAACCUCAUGGGGGGCUGGAAGUACUCCACGUUCUCCGGCUUCCUGGUGUUUCCGCUAUAGACGCAGGCCGCCUGCACGGUGGGAGCGCUGCAGGCCGCACCCAAGGAUCGGCCUGGCCUUUUCCCUGUGACACCCCGAAUUUGCCCGCCAAGGACAACUGGUUUGUCACCUCCCGUCAGACUGUGGUAGUGGAAUGAACUCCUCUGGAAGCUGUGAAUAUUCUUUUGAAUAAGGACACGUCCUCGGGAACCUGGCCUCUUGUUAGGUCUAGGCAACAAGGUCUCAAGGAGAAGUGAAGUGAUCCAUGGAGCAGUUUGUACCUGUGAUUGUAAAGUCAGUGGGGGGUUCUCUUGCUGGGAUGUCCCUCCUCUUGUUUGUACAUUGUGUCCCUGUGCUGAGGGGAGAAUGCUGCUGACCCUGGGUGGACAGCGGGUGAUGGCCGGGACUCAGAGCAAGACAGCCCUUGCCGUGUGUUCUGUGUGUGUCUGUGUAGCCUUAAGAACCAAGAGCGGCUUCACUUGCAU
Dipodomys ordii (Ord's kangaroo rat) is the source of this 1301-nucleotide messenger RNA. It is a transcript of the gene Cbln2, whose product is annotated as cerebellin 2 precursor. The transcript has 5 exons. Gene Ontology annotation, molecular function: protein binding. NCBI's taxonomy places the organism in Eukaryota, Metazoa, Chordata, Mammalia, Rodentia, Heteromyidae. The record is from RefSeq and is a predicted model, not a curated record. The coding region runs from base 1 to 837 and encodes 278 amino acids.